This is a messenger RNA of Ciona intestinalis (vase tunicate), 2659 nucleotides long. The record is from RefSeq and is a predicted model, not a curated record. Lineage: Eukaryota; Metazoa; Chordata; Ascidiacea; Phlebobranchia; Cionidae.
AUAUUUCUCUGACUGUUAGUGUUCUGGUGAACAAGCACAGCGAUUAAAAAGAUGUCAACUAAUGUUGGAACAAGUGAAAAAAGUUGAAAAGAAGCGAUCUGGAAGCACAAAGAGGGCAGUGAAGAAGAAGGCGGUUACUCGAGGAGAUCUUGGACAAUUUUCUAUGAUGCGAGAAUUGGCGAGCUCUUUGCUGGAGGACAAGGAUCUGAGCACAAUGAACGCAGAUGAAGUAAAGGAAGUUGCAGGAGCACUUGGAGGACUCACAACACAAGAUAUCGAUAAACUUCCCGAUACUGCAGUCUUACAAGCUAUGAGCGCAAUCAAAGAUAAUACGAAUCUAACUCCAAAACAGAAACGAAUUAUGUUUAAAAAAGCGAAGAAAGCUGGGUUGACAAUCCACAGUUCAAGUGACAUUGCCAACCUUGGUGAGUUAGUCAGUGAGGUGUCUGCAUCUGACCUUAAGAAAAUAUCCACAAGUGAUCUCAAGAGCAGUAUGAAAGAAUUCACCAAACGGGCCGCUGGUUUUAGUAAAGCACAGAAGAAAGCAAUAGUGACAAAGUUGCAAGAGAUGGCGGUCGAUGAUAUGUUAAGUGAAGAUCUUGGAGAGUUCGCUGCGGAAAUUCCUCUCAGUAAACUAAAGUCAAUGCAAACCGUGAAUUUAGAACACAUUCGUAACCAGCCAUGGGAAAGAGGGCAGGCAGCAAAGUUGAUUGAGAUGUACAGGAAUGGUUCAGAUGAGACACCACUUAAUGCAGAAAUAGUCAGCCAACUUGGUUCUACCAUCAUUGGAAUGAAAUGCAGUGACGUAAUGGACAUUGUAUAUGAUGAUAUGUUAGAGGUUGCUGUGUCCAUGGAUUCUGCUGUUGACAUGUCUCCUGAUAUGGAUGAAUGCUCUCAAAAUAAACUUCACAAUUCAUUACAAAUUGAACUUGGAGUUGAUUACUUAGCGAAUGGUACGGAUGAUGAAUCCAUCACAUUAUUCACCACUCUACCCCCAGAUGUGGUCAUGUUUUAUCCAGUGAAAUCAUUAAAUGAGACACCAGCUGAAACAUGCAAUUAUUUGUUUGGACAAAUUGGUAAAUCUCAAUUAAACUCUCUUCCGUCUGGUCCUGGUGACGUUCGAAGAAUGAAACUUGCUGACGCAGCUUAUAAUUGCAUGUCGCCAAACCAUGUAAUUGAAACACUGACAGAGGAGAAUGUGUUGAUGUUGGGCAACUUAUUAUGCGACAUUCCAUCUUUCCUGUUUGGUCGAAUAUCACCGGAUGUCGUUCCUCUUGCAUUGAGUUAUAUACAAGAUUGCUUACACAGAUUUACUUCCAAACAUGUUGCAUAUGUUCAAUACAUGGUUCAUUCAACUUAUGGUCCAGCACGAGGUUGGGAUGAAAGUGUUUUGUCUUCGCUUGGACCUAUUGUAGCUAUGAUGCCAUCGUCAGAUAUUAAUGACAUAAAUCCUGAGAUUUUUACUGAAGCAUUUGAUGAAAUGACACCUCCCAUACUGGAUGAGAAUCUCCCUGUUUAUUCAUUCUUUAAUUACAUAGCGUUUUAUAGCAAGGCUCGGGAUUCAUUUCUUUCACAAAGAUCUAUUUCAAGAAAGAAGAGAUCUCUGUCGGUGCCUACGUUUGAUGAGAUUGUAGCUUUGGGGCCGGGCAACUCUGGUUGGUCAGUGGAGGAAUUACAAGCAAUAUCUGCGUCUGAUAUCGUCAACUCGCUAGUUACGCUCGGUGCUGUUGAAGACUGGAGUAAUGAACAAAGUGCUAUGUUAAGAACAAGACUGGAAGAGGCCAUCGCCCCCUUAUCGGAGUGGAGUAGUGACACCAUUGUUGAUGCCAAACACAUUCUAACCAACCUAACCAAAUAUGAGAUAUCAACACUUGAUAUAAAUCUUGAUGCAGCAACUGCGCUGUCUGAUCUUAACUGGAAGAAUGACCAGAGAACGGCAGCUUUUGACAGAUACAUGGCAUACAACUCAAAGACAGCUUCAAUACUUACAUCAGAUGAAAUAUCUGGUCUUAGUUCUUUGUUAUGCGGAAUGAGUGAAUCACAAAUCAUGAAUAUACCACUUCCUACUAUAAGUGGCUCGGUAAAAGAUAUUGGAUCCCUCUCAUGUUUUGAUCAAACACAGUUAGAUAUGUUGUACACACUUGCUAUGAUGGCUGAUUCAACCACCAUACCUGAUGGAGCACAACUUAACGAACUUGGCGCAAUUGCAGCUGGAAUGACAGUUUCUGCUCUACAAAGCUUACCCAUAGAAGCAAUGACAUUGAUCGAUCCCAUUUUCUUUGAAGUUGUUUCACCAGAUCGUGUCAAGAAUGGAUUUUCUUCACUUCAAUUAUCAGCGGCAGGAAUCACCAACAUUGCCACCAUCUUACGAAAUGAAAGGUUGUAUAAUGAAUUAACAACGGAUCAACAAAAUACGUUGAGACUUACAGCAUAUGGGAUCGACGCUGUGCUCGAUGGAUCAGCAAACAGCACUGGGUUCGACAUCGAUAUUUUCGCAGGUGGAGAUGAUGGUGUGAUACUGUUCGAAGGUAAUCAAACUACUACAUCUCAAGCAAAUGUUGUAAAAACUUAUAAUUGGUUGUAUUUGUUCCUCGCUAUUAUUAUUGCAGUUGUUUAGAUUUUUAUGGCAUUCGAGUUUAUUCAAUAAAGAUUUAUACAC